UUUAGAAUUAAUGAAGACAGCGGAGAAGUCACGGUGAUCAUAGAUGAUCUGGCUGCAGGGGAGUGUGGAAUUCAGCUUCGGGCAGAGCAGGCUGACAACGACCUCCGUUUUGCCACGGCAACCCUUGAACUCACCAUCGCAGACGUCGAUUCAUCAUGCCCUACUUUCCAGACAAAACGCUCACGGGCAGAAUCGACCCUCCGGACAAAGUUGCGUACAUCAUCAAUGGCGUCACAAGGUUGACACUUGAAGUCCGUGAUGACGAUACGGAAUUCAUCGGAAACAUAACCCUUGCAGACAACAGCCAGCCAUUUGAGUUGGUUGCAGUCGACCCAGACACGAAUCCACGACGUCUUUACUUUAAAGUGACAGAUCCGUCUUCCUUGGUACUCAACAAAACCUUCAACCUCCAGGUUGAAGUGAGAACCGAUAACUGCUCGAAUGCAGACGUGGCAGACGUUAGUAUCUCGGUAAUGAACUUGGAACCGGCUUUUACUGAAGCUAGAUACGAAACCAGCAUUUUGGAGGAACAAGUUUACGACACUUCUAUACUAAAGGUGACUGCCGAAUCCACAGGCGUAGCGGGAGGCAUUGCCUACAUCUUGAAGUCAGCCACGGAUGGUGGAGAGAAUUACUUCUCAGUAGGCAGAUCGACUGGUGAGAUCACUGUUCCUGUGAAGACGGAUGCUGAGGAAGUGGAGAGGUUUAUUCUCUUCAUCGAAGCUCAGGAUAGCUCGUGGGAUCCAGCAAGAAUCUCAUUCGCCAACGUCUACGUCACGGUUAAUGACACAAACGACAAUGACCCGGUGUUUAUUAGCACGCCGCCAGAUAAGUGCAUACCAGAAGACUACAACAUAGGUCGACGCGUGCUAACUGUCACGGCUACCGAUGCGGAUAAGGAUGAUGUUUUGGCAUACAGGCUCGAGACGACAGGCUUGCCCUUCGUCAUAGACAAAGAGACAGGUGAGAUCACCUUGAAUGAGACUCUGGAUGUAGACGCUCCAGGCAGUCAAACGAAUUACACAUUUGCCGUCGUUGUUUCCGAUGGGAAUGUAGAUCAUAACCAGUCAGUCACUGUCACCAUUUGUGUGACUGAUGUCAAUGACAACGCGCCGGAGUUUGAUGCCGCAUACGAAUGGGAUUUACCCGAAGAGGAGGAGAUAGACUACCGAGUGUUUCAGGUUUCCGCUACCGACGCCGAUGAGGGCGCUGUCAUUACCUACACUUUGGGGUACACAUCUUACAGCAAAUACACAUUUCGAAUCCUGGAUGAUAAGGUUGGGAACAUCACAGUCAAUGGAACCUUCGACCGUGAGGAGCAAAGUGUAGUCGAGGUCAUUGUGGGAGCAAGUGAUGGAAAAACAUCCCAGCCUUCACCACGGUUAGGUUUAUUAUUCAAGAUGUUAAUGAUGAGCCGCCGAUCUUCGACCCCACAAUGACCUGCGUGACGUCAUCUCCUUUCCGUAUCAGCGAGGACACUGUUGUCGGUACAGUCGUCUGUCAGUUCAGGGCUACUGAUGGCGACG
Patiria miniata (bat star) is the source of this 1526-nucleotide messenger RNA. Its product is annotated as protocadherin-like wing polarity protein stan. The coding region runs from base 156 to 1439 and encodes 427 amino acids. Gene Ontology annotation, molecular function: cadherin binding; calcium ion binding. Gene Ontology annotation, biological process: multicellular organism development; cell-cell junction assembly; adherens junction organization. The transcript has 12 exons. NCBI's taxonomy places the organism in Eukaryota, Metazoa, Echinodermata, Asteroidea, Valvatida, Asterinidae. Gene Ontology annotation, cellular component: catenin complex; plasma membrane; adherens junction. The record is from RefSeq and is a predicted model, not a curated record.